AUGUCGUCGAAAAGAAAAAACACGCCAACAAAGCUGUCCAAAGAAGACCAGGCCAGCGACAAGUCCGCACCCAGCACGGGCAACUGCGACCUGGACGUCGACGCCAGCUCCGAGAAAUCUGCAAGCUGCUGUAGCAGUAUUGGGAUCAGCGAGGACACCGAAGACAUCACGGUGGCCGAGAGUGAGGAGGGAGAUGACGACAGCUAUCUCGACAGGCAGCUGGAACUUGCUUGCUCUACUAGCCAUGGCCUGAAACGUAGCGGUCAUUGUCAGUCCGCUUCGGAAUCAGACGUUGAUGACAAUUGUUCUUCUCCUUAUGUUGCAACUAAGACUCUGACACUGAAUCCAAACUCCACACUUGGGAGUAUAUCAGGGUCGCUGUCUGCUGCCUUUGGUGAACAUCCUUGCAAACGAUCAAUGGAGUCGGUGCUGCGGCGGCUGAACUCCAGGGUCAAUGACGUUUCUAUGGAGAUGGCCUUCAGCGUCGAUGACUUUGACGACAGUCCCAAGGUGAUGAGUGCCGUCCACGCCGUGCUGGCAGGAGAUGGAACUCUGAUCGAGAAGGAGCGCCAAAUUAGCGAGAUCAUCAGCCAUCUUCAGAAUAUUCGCGAGAAUCUCAGCAAGCAGAAACACCAGAGUGUACAUAGACACACCGACGACUCCAGACUUGCCACAGCAGCAGUAGCCGCCGCCG
Candidula unifasciata is the source of this 694-nucleotide messenger RNA. The record is from the annotation of a GenBank genome assembly. Lineage: Eukaryota; Metazoa; Mollusca; Gastropoda; Stylommatophora; Geomitridae.